Entamoeba nuttalli P19 is the source of this 369-nucleotide messenger RNA. RefSeq lists its product as hypothetical. NCBI's taxonomy places the organism in Eukaryota, Evosea, Mastigamoebida, Endamoebidae. The transcript has a single exon. The record is from RefSeq and is a predicted model, not a curated record. Bases 1 to 369 code for a protein of 122 amino acids.
AUGAGUAAAACCAUCAUUAUCAUUCCAUCUGUGACAUACACAUUCCAUUGUCCAUUAUCAUUUAGUGAAAUUAUUCCUAAUGAAUUAAACGGUAAAAUUGAGCCUAUGGAAUAUACUAAAUAUAUUCAUUCAAUCAAUUUACUACUUCAAUCAUGUAUUACUAAAUCAGUACUUGUUACUGGACGUAUUCCAUGUUGUAAAACAACACACACAAUGUACCAUGGGACAUCAGAUGGAAUUAGAUGUGUCACUGAAUAUUUAAAUAACAAUUCAUCAACUUUACCACCAGGUCAUUCAAUGUGUUUGAUUACAACAGAACAACCUCCAUUUGUUUGUGACUUUCUUUGUCUUUUUAUUAUGACAAACUAA